CAGACGGAAAGACCUCGAUGUUUUGGCUUAUUGAAUGUAGAAUUCGGACGAUUUUUUAACUCGCGUGCAUUCGACCAAAACAAAUGCUAUUGCAACAGAAGUUUACCAUUCGGAAGUUUGUACGUGCUAAGUGUGGGCAACGCCAUUAUUGUUUUUAUUAGAGCUACAAACACUGUUUCGCAUCGAUUAUAUCGCCGUUUUUUAUUUUGGUUUUGCGAAAGAUAGAAAGUAUCUGUGUGUGCAAAUAUGUGAAAGAUAGAAAAAAAAAAUUAUUUCAGUGAAAUUCAAGGAAGUGAAUUAAAAUAAAAAAGAAAAUCUUUAAAAAAUUAAAAUCUAUUUGAAAGUUUAUUUGCUUCUUUCCAAAAAAUAAAAAUAAAAUGGUUCUUUCGCCAAUAUUAGGAGCAGCAGCCAAAUUUGCACCAGCUGUUGGUGGCGCUCUCUUUAAAGCAAGUUCUGCUGCAACUGCAGGAAUUGCAGCUGGAGCGGCUUCGGGUCUUGGUGUGGCUGUGGCGGGAGCUGUUAAAGCAGCCACGGUAAUCGGUUUGGGCAAGCUUACUAUUUUGCCAUUUUUAAUUGCUGCUUUAGCCUAUUUUAACUACGACUUAUUUGAUCCCGAAAAUCGUCCUUUCAAUGUGGAAAAUGUUGAUAGAGCUUAUGAUUUUAUUAUAAUUGGCGGAGGUUCAGCAGGAACGGUAUUGGCAUCGAGACUUUCGGAAAUACCACAUUGGAAGAUAUUGUUGUUGGAAGCCGGUGGACAUGAAACAGAAAUAUCAGACGUUCCGUUGUUGUCACUUUAUUUGCAUAAGAGCAAAAUGGAUUGGAAAUAUAGAACCCAACCACAACCUACAGCCUGUCAAGCAAUGAAAGAUAAAAGAUGUUGUUGGACACGAGGUAAGGUGAUUGGAGGCAGUUCCGUUCUCAACACCAUGCUUUAUAUUCGUGGAAAUCGUCGAGAUUUCGAUCAAUGGGCUUCAUUUGGAAACGAGGGUUGGGGAUAUGAAGAUAUUUUACCUUAUUUCCGCAAGUCUGAAGAUCAACGAAAUCCAUAUUUGGCAAGAAACAAAAGAUAUCAUGGAACAGGAGGUCUUUGGACAGUACAAGACAGCCCCUACAAUACCCCAAUCGGACCGGCUUUUUUGCAAGCCGGCGAAGAAAUGGGUUAUGAUAUUGUCGAUGUGAAUGGAGCUCAACAAACGGGUUUUGCAUUUUAUCAAUUCAACAUGCGACGUGGUUCAAGAGCUUCCACAGCUAAAUCAUUCCUUCGACCAGCUAGAUUGAGGAAAAAUCUUCACGUAGCUUUGUUCUCACACGUCACUAAGGUUCUCACAGAUCCACAUACAAAACGAGCGACGGGAGUUCAAUUCGUUCGAAAUGGCCAACUUCAGCAUGUUUAUGCGACGAGAGAAGUUAUUCUAUCCGGUGGAGCUAUCGGAUCACCACAUAUUAUGAUGCUGUCUGGAAUUGGACAUGCAGAUGAACUAAGUCGAGUUGGUAUUCCAGUGGUUCAUCAUAUUCCCGGAGUUGGUCAGAAUCUUCAAGAUCACAUUGCUGUUGGAGGAUUGGCAUUUCUAAUUGAUCAACCAAUUUCUAUUGUUAUGAAGAGAAUGGUUAACGUCAACACAGCCCUUCGAUAUGCAGUGACUGAAGAUGGACCUUUGACCUCAAGCGUGGGUCUAGAAGCUGUGGCUUUUAUCAAUACCAAAUAUGCAAACUCGUCAGAUGAUUGGCCUGAUAUAAAUUUUAUGAUGACGAGUGCAUCAGUAAUGUCCGAUGGAGGAACACAAGUGAAGACUGCUCAUGGUCUUACAGAUGAAUUCUAUGAAGAAGUCUUCGGAGAAGUUACAAAUAGGGAUGUCUUUGGAAUAUUUCCCAUGUUGUUGCGACCAAAAAGCCGGGGUUACAUGAAGUUGGCUUCGAAGAAUCCUCUUCGAUAUCCACUCUUAUACCAUAACUACCUUACCCAUCCCGAUGAUGUUAAUGUUCUUCGGGAGGGUGUCAAAACUGCCAUUGCUGUGGGUGAAACUAUCGCAAUGAAACGCUUCGGGGCACGCUUUUGGAGUAAAAAGCUGCCCAAUUGUAAGCAUCUACCUCAUUUUACUGACGAAUAUUGGAAUUGUGCCAUACGUCAGUAUACCAUGACUAUUUAUCACAUGUCGGGCACGGCAAAAAUGGGUCUACCGUCAGAUCCCGAAGCAGUAGUUGAUCCUGAUUUGAGAGUUUAUGGAGUUCCUGGUUUGCGAGUCAUUGAUGCUAGUAUAAUGCCGACCAUUACUAAUGGUAACAUUCAUGCACCAGUUGUAAUGAUUGCUGAAAAAGGAGCCGAUUUAAUAAAGGAACUUUGGCUUCAACCAUCGCCUUAUGUUAGAACGAAAAGAUCGAUACAAAUUGAUAGUAAUAUUACGGCACCAAUUGAACAAUUUGAAUUGCCACCAAGAAGAUUCGGAACGUAACAAGGUCACUGAUAUCAUAGAUUAGGUUAAAAAAAAUAUUUUCUUGUUUGCGUUGGUAUACCUAUUUAUGUUAUUAUUGUUUAAGAAGUUUGUUUUGAAGAGAUAAACAUAACAUUUUGUGUAGAUAGUUAAAGAAAAUUGUUAAAGAUUUUAUGUGCGAUAUGAUGUUAAUUUUUUUUUAAAUAAUUAUAAGUUGUGAUUAAUGAGUCUGUUACUUUAUU
This is a messenger RNA of Episyrphus balteatus (marmalade hoverfly), 2671 nucleotides long. Its product is annotated as glucose dehydrogenase [FAD, quinone]. The record is from RefSeq and is a predicted model, not a curated record. Bases 378 to 2450 code for a protein of 690 amino acids. Gene Ontology annotation, molecular function: oxidoreductase activity, acting on CH-OH group of donors; flavin adenine dinucleotide binding. Lineage: Eukaryota; Metazoa; Arthropoda; Insecta; Diptera; Syrphidae. The transcript has 3 exons.